UUUUCUCAAAAUCUGAUGUGGAACGUAUUUUGAAGCGUGUUGAAUCUUUUCAGUUGGAGGUUUCCAACUUUUCACCAGAAUAUGACGCUGGAAAACAGUUAUUGAACCUGCAAAAGAAAGAGAUCAGCCUUACACUGCAUGUUAGCACUCUGGCCCAGUAUAUUAAACAAAAGCGCAUCCCAAGAGGCUUGCGGCUGGACAUUAAGCCUAAUCUAGGCAUUGAAGACCCUGCCUUUAACCAACAGUGGUUUGCCAUAUGCAAUAAAUGUAGCCUGGACCUGAUGCUACUAUCAGUCGAUAAUCUCUCUACGCAAGUGGAGACAAUUAGAUCAGAUAUUGAAAAACUCCGUACACAAAUAAUUGCGGAUAAAGGUGAGGAAGAAGCCGUUAAAAUCUUCUCACAGCAGCGUGAACCACUCAACAGACUGCGUGAGCAGGUCGCAAUUAAAAAAGCAUCGAAACUAGAAAGAGACGCGAACGAUUAUCUUCAAAACCGGGUCUAUACAUGGCGGGAGGACCGUUACCAGCAGAGGGAAGACCGCUCCUACCUGAGAGAAGAUCGCGGCCGCCAGAGGGAGUAUCGCGGCAGAGGAACGUACCGGAAAGCAGAGGGACAGUAUUGGCAACGCACCAGAGGAAGUUCCCGGACCGGAUUGCCAGCCCCACACGGACACUCGCACCAGAACUAUCGCUCCACUCCAAAUGCUGCACAUAUGGAGUCAUAUGCGUCCAGCAGCAGCGACGAUUACAGCCCAUCCACCUCCAGCCAGCCUUUUUUAGAUGUGGAUCCACGGGAAAAGGGCUAUCCACCGAAGCGCUCAUACAAAAACCCUCGAGCACCUAUACCAAGGGAGCAAUAUCCACAGAGACUCCACUCCAAGCCGAGAUUUUGAGAAAAACCUACAUUUCUACUGUGGGUUCACGUUGAGAUUCUUAUCUUGGACUUUUAGAACACAGUCGACACUUUUCACCGCUUGCACAUACAUAUUGCCACCUUAACAUGUAUCACAUGUUUUUAUAUUUAUAUUUAUUGUUAAACCUCUAUGAUGGGUGGGGGCGGGGUGACACACCCCCAGGUGUGGUUAUAUAAUGUUGUACUUUGCACUGGCACUUCACACUUGAAAAAGGGCCUGUGAGGCCCGAAACAUGUUGUGUGGACUAUAAUAAAAUUGCACUUUAGCAGUUAUUCUGCAAGUUUGUUCCUCUGUUCUCCGCUUUCGAUUGUUUACAAGAUUUGAGGUGUGUGGACGGAGCACCUGUGAGACAGCGGGACUGGCCACAUUGCUGCUUUCCACGUGUAUUAAAGACAAAGUGA
Molecule: messenger RNA, 1315 nt
Organism: Xenopus laevis (African clawed frog)
Lineage: Eukaryota; Metazoa; Chordata; Amphibia; Anura; Pipidae
Exons: 3
Coding region: 282-893 (203 amino acids)
Source: RefSeq, a predicted model, not a curated record